UUGUGUAAUGUGUUGUCAUUUGUGAUUGACAGAAAAAUAAAAACGGCAACAGUGCAAUUUUUAUUUUUACAGUUUCUACUAAGUUUAAGGGUGAUUGGUUUUCUUCGGGGCAAAUAAACAUAUUUUAGGAUUAUUUUAAGCAAUAAUGCAGUGAUUGCAUAGCUAGUUAGUUUCGUGGCGCGCUGUGACCCGUGUAUAAGGGUACCGUUACUCUUUAUUUAUGAAUGUGGGAAUCUUUAAUAGAGUUAACAUUAAAAACAAAGACAGUGACGGAAUGUAUGACGAAUGGAGCUCCCUGCCCCUGGAGGGCGGAGGGCGAGGGGUGCUCGGCGCCGUCGGCGGCCGGGAGGUGGUGCUGGCGGUGGUGAAGCAGCUCGCCUCGCAUGAGCCCAGUCCACUCACCACUGAUGCCGAGGUGGAGUGGGUGCUAGAGGUGAUCCGGUUCGGGCUCUCCCUCCCGCUGUCGGAGCACGGCGCGCUGCGGGACUGCGUGCGCGUGCUGUGCGCGUGGCUGGGCGCGCUGCUGCCGCCGGCGCCGCCCGCCAUGCCCGCCGCGCCCGCCGUGCCCGCGCCCGUGCACGCCGCGCCGCACCGGUACGCGCGCAAGAUACUCAGGCAUCUGCAGAACCUGUUUGUGCCCAGGCCUAAUGAGAGCGGCGACCUGAUCAGCAAGCAGGCGGUGUUGUGCCACCGCGUGCUGCGGCUGGUGCGUGCGCUGGCGGAGCGCGGGUCGCUGGGCGCGGGCGAGUGGCGCGCGCUGCUGGUGCUGCUGCUGGCCGCGGCCGCCGCGCUGCUGGCGCCGCCCGCCGCGCCGCACGGCGCCGCCGAGCAACUCUGCGAGCGCGUGCUCUGCGUGCUCUUCGAGGUAUGGAUCCUGGCGUGCCACCUGCUUCCGUCGCCGGCGCUGUGGCGCACGCUGCGCGAGCACUGCAUGCGCUGGCGCCACCGCGCGCCGCUCACGGACCACUGGGCGCGCGUGUCGCUGUGCCUCACGGCGCGCCUGCUCACCAUCCUCUACGGGCCCAUGUUCCCCGCGCUGCCCAUCGCCGAGGAAGACGCGAACCUGAUCCCGGCGGACAUGAGCUCGGAGGCGGUGAUACAGACGUGGUACCGCAUCCUGCACACAAUCGGCAACCCCGUGGAUCUGUGUCGGCCGCACAUCAUCAGCCAGACGCCGGAUUUCUUGCAGUACUCUAUAACGCAAGAGGAGGGUAACCGCGACCCGAGCCAGCACCCGUGCCUGCAGGCGCUGCCCGCCAUCUUCCACAAGGCCAUGAAGGGCAUCGCGGCGCACGUCGACGCCUUCCUCGGCACCUACACAGGCACCCCGCGGACCUCGCUCAUCGGUUUGACGAGCAGCAGUCGGCCGGCUAGUGUAGCGCCCACCACUCCGCCAAACUCUAUCACCUCGCAAGUGGGGGACUCAGAAAAGCCACCACUUACUCCAUUACGUCCGAAGGUGAAUUCAAUCUUUCAUUUGUUCGGAGAAUGGUUGUUCGAAGCGGCCCUCAUUGGAACCACGCCCACUUACAACAACAAUCAGCAACGCACGGAUGGGACGCCGCCGCCGCCGUUGAUGUCGGAUGCUGCGUAUAAACUGAGCAUGUUGGCCUACCAACCAGGUCGCGCGGAGGCGCUGGGCGCGGUGUGCCGCGUGCUGUGCGCCAAGCCGUGCCGCGAGGAGGUGCUGGCGCCGUACCUGGCGCGGUGCUACGCGGCGCUGCACCGCGGCCUGCGCGACCCCGCCACCGCCGCCGCCGUCGUGCUCAACGCGCCGGACCUCUUCAGGCUGGAUUUGGACGGAGUGCUAGUCUUAGUGCCAGACUUCGUAAACGCUCUAGAGCAAAUCCUGCCGGAACGUGAGCCGAAGCUAGAGUGCGGCUCCAUAGACAAGAGAGAGUUGCGCAAGGCGGCCAUCAGUGCGCUGUUGUCUUUGGUCGCGUUCCCCUAUCAUUAUAAAGGAUUGCCGGUGCCAGAGUUCCCCGGAUGUAAUGAGUACGCGGGCAUGACGCUGGGCGAGCUGACGCGCGGCAAGAUCUCGGUGAUGUGCGUGUCGGCCGUGCAGGUGGAGUGGGCCGAGGCGCUCGCCGCGCCGCUGCUGUCCGCGCUGUACCUGUGCGUGCGCCACGACGCGCCCGCCGCCCCCGCCGCCAGCGCCGCGCAUGCGCAGCCACACGCGCACGCGCACUCUGACUAUAAAGCGCGGUCGGACAGCAGCAGCGCGUCCGGCAGCGCGGACAGUCACUCGCUCGAAGACUUCGCCGCUGACGUUAGGGAGCUAGACCCGACAUCGCCUCUUUUCGGUGCCGCGCUAGUGGUGCGCGCCACUUACCUGGUGUGCCACCGGCUCAUAUCCUCGUGGAAGGGAGACUUGCAGGUGUCCCUCGCUGCCUUGGAACUGUUGUCUGGACUCGCCAAGCUACACUCGUCGAAGCCAGAGGCGAUCGAGCGCAAGCGCGCGGUGCGGUGGAUCUGCGACUACAUCAGCGUGCAGUGCGGGCGGCCGCCGCAGGCGCACUCGCGCGACCUGCACUCGUGCGUGGUGGCGGCCUACACGUGCCUGUCGGCCUGGCUGUGCCCCGCGCUGCUGGCCGACGCCGCCUGCCUCGCCACGCUCAUGGAGGUCGUCGAGCUCGGCAUCUCCGGCACCAAGAGUCAAGGUAAACCAGGUGAACCGCCCAAAAUGAAAGAUGAGAAAGAACUAAAGCCAGUCUCGAUGCGCGUGCGAGACGCCGCAGAAUCUCUUCUUAUGCAGAUAUUAGAACAGGUGGGCGAGGGCGCGCGCGGGUCGUCGUGGUGCCGCCUGGACGAGCGCUGGCUGGCGGCGCUGGGCCACGGCCCGCUGCGGCACUUCGUGGCGGACGGCGGCGUGCUGCUGUCGCUGCUCGAGGAGCCGCUCGCCAACAGCCAGGAGCCGCAGCCCACGCUCAUCGUGAUAAUCCGCUGCGCAUGGGGCCGGUACGCGUGGUCGCUGAGUUCGCGCGGCGCGGCGCGCAGUGCGGGUCGCGGCGCAGGCGCAUGCGCACGGCCCGUCGACAUGCGCGAUCCGCGCCCGGCGCCUGCGCCGCUGUGCCGCGCACUGCCGCACCCACCGCCCACCGCCCUUGACUCCGCAUUCCCAACCCUUGAAGCGGUACUUCGUCAGCUGAACGACCCUGAAGCCACCACUCUGUUCAAACUGCUCGAGCAACAGGCUGCCAUUGAGAAACGCGUCAGGGAGAGCGAGGACAACGUGGUUCCAGAAGAGUACGUGCCGCCCGAGCCCGUCACGGAGUUUCAGACGGCUAGAUUAUUUUUGUCACAUUUCGGAUAUUUGAACAUUGGCGGUGAUAAAAAGGGCGGCGCGUCGAGCAGCGGGUCCCGGCUGGUGGCGCUGGACUCGUCGCUGGCGGGGUUCGGCGCGGCGCUGCGGCGCGUGGACGCGUGCGCGCCGCGCGCCUGCCUCACGGUGCACGUGUUCUACGUGCGCGCCGGCCGCCUCGCCGCCGCCGACGUCGUCGCCAACGCGCGCCGCCCGCACGCGCUGCAGCCCGCCUUCGUGCACAUGCUGCGCGGUCUGGGCAAGCCGGUGCGCGUGCGCGGUCACGCGGGCUGGACGGGACACGUGGACACGAGCUACGACGCGCACCACGCACCGAACAACGCGCACGCCGCCGCGCCGCCCCCCGACCCCAACGCGCCCGCCAUCUACGACGGCAGGGAACAGGUGCUGUACUGGUCUGAUGCAACGAAUGAGGUGGCGUUCGUGGUGCCGUCCGGGUACGAGCUGGCCGACACGCUCGCCGAGGACCGCCCGCGGCACGACACCGCCGUCGACGGCUCCUGCGUUUCCGCUAGGGGCGCAGAGAAGGCGGCGGGUUCGUGCUGGGACGUGUCGGGCGGCAGCUCGGGCGCGGCGUCGUACGAGCGCAGCGCCAGCGAGUCGGAGCCGGGCGAGCGCGCGCGCGCCGCGCUCAGCGACAAGGUGCGCGCGCUCUCGCUCGAGCUCGACCGACACCCCGCCGCGCUGCCCGGUAGCGGCAGGCGCAACAGAGAUUUCACCACGAAAAUUCUUAUUAUUUGGCUAGAAGAUUUUGAAGAUCAUCUUAAUUUACCUAUAGACGACCUGCUGCGGUACUGCGAGACGGGGCUGCCGUGGCGGCGCGGCGAGGUGACGACGCUGUGCGCGGCGGCGCGGCGCUCGGGGCUGGUGCGCGUGCGCGCGGCGCCCGGCGCGGCCGGCGCGCUCGCCGACGGCGCGCUGCUGGCGCCGCGCCUGCUGCCGCACUGUCUGCGCCGCGCCGCGCUCGACACCGCGCGCCGCGCCCGCCUCAACACCGACCUGUGCGUGCACUCUACACCCACUAGUCACUAUACAGUAUACUAAUCACACGGGCGCGCUCGCCGACGGCGCGCUGCUGGCGCCGCGCCUGCUGCCGCACUGUCU
Molecule: messenger RNA, 4426 nt
Organism: Manduca sexta (tobacco hornworm)
Lineage: Eukaryota; Metazoa; Arthropoda; Insecta; Lepidoptera; Sphingidae
Product: ral GTPase-activating protein subunit beta-like
Biological process (GO): regulation of small GTPase mediated signal transduction; activation of GTPase activity
Molecular function (GO): GTPase activator activity
Source: RefSeq, a predicted model, not a curated record